AUGCGACCGGUUGUAUUCGUUGGUCCAGCUUUAAAAGGUUAUGAAGUGACAGAUAUGAUGCAGAAGGCAAUAUUUGAUGCAAUGAAAAAACAUUUUGAUGGAAGAAUUAUUGUUAGCCGUGUGAGUACAAAUAUAUCAUUGGCUAAACGUGUUGGUGAUCUGUUACAUUUGGAUAAGAAAAAUAUUUUAGAGAAAGGACGCAGUCGUCAAUUAGUUUCUCUAAUUGAAGUUCAACAAGACUUGGAAAGAAUAUUCCAUUUGGGGAGUAAAAUGCAACUCCUUCUACUCGACUGUGAUACAAUCAAUCAUCCAAAUCAAAUUACAAAAACAUGUCUAGCGCCUAUUGUAAUCUACAUAAAAAUUUCUAGUAUACGUGUGUUAAAUCGUUUAAUUAAAAAUCGUGGUAAACUGCAAAAGAAAAAUGCUGGUGUACAGACAGCGGCUGCUGAAAAGUUAUUACAAUGUUCACCAGAAUCAUUUGACUUUGUUAUAGAUCAGAAUACUUUACCCGCAGCAACAGAAGCACUACGCCAUUUCUUAGAAGGAUAUUGGGCUGCAACGCAUCCACCAUUGAUAGUUAGUAAGGCUGAACGUCUACUUGGUUCAUUUUCUGCUCCAUUGCCUGCAGCACAUGAAAUUGAUUCUGAUCGUCCACUUGUUCCAAUGACACCAGGUCAUCCAGGACUUAGUGUUGUCACUAAGUCUGCUUUAAGUGCUGGUUUUACUAGUCAAGAAAUUAGUGAAUUGACGGGGGCUAGAGCUGCUGGUUGGUUAACAGAAAGUGGUGGACCGAUUGAAAAUGAACUUGGAUUGACAGGUGUUCAUUAUGCUGGUAGUGUUGGCAGUGAAUACAAUACUACAAGUUUAGGUGGAAGAAAACUGAAAGAGGAUCAUGAUCAUGGUGGUCAUAGUACAACGCAUAAUUCAGAUGAUGAAAAUGAUAUUUCACAUCCACAUUAUCAUCGUAGUGGUCGAUUACAAGUGAAUGCUGCACAUGCAGCAGCUAUUGCUGCUGUUGCUGCUGGAUUAACACCAAAAUCUCAUUCAGUUCAUCCAUCAUUAUUUUCUGGAGAGAAUAAAAGAUAUGGUUCAGGGAAUGCAGGUGAUACGAAUGGUUAUACAGCAGGUAGUCUAUCUAGUGGAGCACCUGGUUUAACAAUGGGCUUAGGAUUGGGUUUAGCAAGUGGUGUUGCAGCCACUAUCAAUGCUGCUCUAUUCCCAGGUCAUCAUCAUCAUCAACAUCAUCAUCGUUAUCAUCAAAACAGUAAUAAUCAUUCAUCAGACACAAAUCAGCCAACACGAAUUCCUCCGCCUACAAUUGCAGCAGCAGCAGCCGUGGCAUCAGUAGCUCCACCACCGUUAAAAGAUCUGGGGAUUCAUCAGGUGGAGGGGACUGAUGGCCCACAAGUCUAUCAGAGUAGAUCUGCUCGUCAAGCAAAACAACGUGAAGAAGAAUUAGCUCGAGUGAGACAAGAGUUUGAAGCAAAAACCUUAGCAUUACAAGCUAGUGCUGGUGGUCGACGUCGACGUCGAGAUAGAGAUAGAGAGCGUAGACAAAGAAAUGCAGAUGGUUAUUGGGAUUCAUCACAUGAUGAACGAUAUCAAGCUCAGAGUAAUAAUGAUUUCUCACAAUCACCUCAUUCAUGGAAUCGACCACCUAUUCGAUCUAUGACUAGAGCAUGUCCACCGGAUGAUUAG
Molecule: messenger RNA, 1698 nt
Organism: Heterobilharzia americana
Lineage: Eukaryota; Metazoa; Platyhelminthes; Trematoda; Strigeidida; Schistosomatidae
Source: the annotation of a GenBank genome assembly